This is a messenger RNA of Pseudozyma flocculosa PF-1, 879 nucleotides long. RefSeq lists its product as uncharacterized. Gene Ontology annotation, molecular function: hydrolase activity, acting on carbon-nitrogen (but not peptide) bonds. The record is from RefSeq and is a predicted model, not a curated record. Lineage: Eukaryota; Fungi; Basidiomycota; Ustilaginomycetes; Ustilaginales; Ustilaginaceae. The transcript is spliced from 3 exons. The coding region runs from base 1 to 879 and encodes 292 amino acids. Gene Ontology annotation, biological process: carbohydrate metabolic process.
AUGCGCUUCACGUCGACCUUUGCCGCGCUCUCGAGCGUCAUGGCGCUGGCCAUCUCGGCCUCGUCGGCCAGCCCGGCCGCGGACCGACGCUCGACGCAGCCCAGCAACCAGGUGGCGUUUGUGACCAACUGCACCUCGACGUCGGACCAGCCCGUCUUCACCAUCGCGCUCGACGACGGCAUCCGCAGCCAAGAGUACCACUCGUACGUCGUCGACGCCUUCAACAAGCGCGGCUACACGCCCUUCUUUUUCACAAACGGCGACAACUACGACUGCCUCUUCAAGUACCGCCACGAGAUCAAGAAGACCCUCAAGCACGGCCAGGCCCUGUACGGCUCGCACGGCUGGGCGCACCCCAACGCCACGGCCAUCUCGCUCGAGGACUGGGAGCGCGACAUUGAGCUCCUCGAGCUGGCCUACAUCAACAUGGGCCUCGGUCGCCCCUACUUCUACCGCUUCCCCUAUGGCGAGCACAACGACGAGCACCUCGUCAAGCUCAAGGAGCGCGGCUACCUCGCCGCCGUCCAGUGGAACCAGGACUCGUACGACUCGUGGGGCAAGACCAAGCACGAGAUCCUCUCGAUGCUGCGCCAGGACCUCCGCUCUCCCGCCCUGCCCAAGAACCUGCUCUGGCUCAACCACGAGACCCAGGACGUCGACGUCAAGCAGGGCCUGCUCAACUUUGAGUUCAAGCACAUGAAGAAGCUCGGCAAGAAGUACGUCGACCUGCCCCAGUGCCUCAACUACAACGGACCCCUCUUUGCGCCGCCCACCGAAAAGGAGCGCCAGCUGGCCAGCCAACUGCCCACCAACGACUGCAAGGCCUUUGCGGCUGCCUACGACCAGCUGCCUGGCCCCAAGGGUCGCAAGUCGCUCUGA